Messenger RNA from Myotis myotis, 6893 nucleotides. It is a transcript of the gene VANGL1, whose product is annotated as VANGL planar cell polarity protein 1. The coding region runs from base 1183 to 2925 and encodes 580 amino acids. Gene Ontology annotation, biological process: multicellular organism development. The record is from RefSeq and is a predicted model, not a curated record. Gene Ontology annotation, cellular component: plasma membrane. Lineage: Eukaryota; Metazoa; Chordata; Mammalia; Chiroptera; Vespertilionidae. The transcript is spliced from 9 exons.
CCCAAAGAGAGCAGAAGGGAGAGGGAGGGAGAGACACAGGAUUUCCUCGGCGGGACGUGCCCGGAGUUGCCCUAAUGGACGGCCAGGAUUUUUAAUGAGGAUGAAGAAUGGCGUCCGCUGGCAGAGGGGGGAGAGGAAUGACACGUGGGUUACCAGGUGCCAGAGGCGUCACGUAGGGAGUCUCCGUGGAUGCUCACAACCGCCCGCCCGAGGAGGUGAUCGAAUGAAAUGGCCUCGUGUCACAGGGGGAGAAACAAGCCCGGCCAGGUGAGCGCGUGCCCCUGGAGUCAUGGCCAGGAAGCCUGGACGGGGCCAGCCAGGUCUGCAGGGCCUGGGCCGCCUGCCCCUGAGACCCCCCUGGCAGCAGGUGUUAGCUAGAAGUUGGGCUGGAAAGGGCCAUCAGGAAUUUCGGUUUGGAAGGCAGAGAAAGGGCAGGCGUUGUGGGUGUGAAUUCUGGACGGAGAAGCGGCAGUCAGGUUCUGGGCGAAGCCCCGGCGGUGGAGCCCGCGGGUCAGCGGAGAGCAGGGCGAAGGGCCUUCGGGGAAGGAGGCUGGUUCAGGGCAGGCCUGGCAGCUUGGCCCACCUCCCAAUGCCGGUGGCUGCCAGGUAACACGCCGCAGAGCCCCGAGCAGAAAGGAAUGAGAAUCUGAGGUGCUGAAAGCCGUGGAAACUGCUCGUGAAAAUGGUGGGAGGCAGAGGAGGGAGCAUGAACGAUGAGCGGGCUGGCAAAGUCUUCUAGGAAAAGUGGGGGUAGGUCCGAGAGCAGAACUAACCUUUUUUCAAAAUGCCUACAACAUUUGUCAUCUGUUUUCACAUUCACAGUCAUCCCGGAAAGUAGGCUGCUGGUUUCUCCUUAAGGGACGAGGAGGCCCGAGGCUCCCCGGGGAGCCUGCCCUGCUCAGGUGACAGCUCCUUAGCCACCGGUGGGCUGAGAUGCCAGCCCAGGGCCACCUGCCUGCAGGCCAGCCUCCAGCAUCUACUGCAAAUGUGGGAAAAGAGCAAGGAGCCUGCAACUCAUCAAUCGCCUGCUCCCUUCCUCUGAUGUCCCUCCUCAUCCCCGUGUCUACCCGCGUGGUUUUAUAGGGUUGUAACUGCCGUUUGGAUUCGGUGGUCGCCACAACCCGGUAGCCUGCUUUCACAGUAGCCACACCAUCAUAAACAUCUCCAUUCUUCAUCAUCAUCAUGGUAGCCAGCUGCAUGGCAUUUCUUUGGAAUCCGUUCCUGUGGAUGAGUGGCUCCUUGACUCCCAGGCCCUUUGAGGUGUCAGGAACCCCGCUCCCGCUGGGGAAACUCUCUGCCUCGCGGAGAAACAACACCGGCUCCUUCAUCCAGAGCAAGCUGGCCAUUGCUAUGGAUACCGAGUCCACGUACUCUGGAUAUUCCUACUAUUCCGGCCAUUCGAAGAAAUCCCACAGGCAGGGGGAGCGAAAUAGAGAGAGGCACAGAUCACCCCGGAGCAAAGAUGGCAGAGGAUCCGAAAAGGCUGUCACCAUCCAGGCGCCCCCCGGGGAUCCCCUGCUGGGGAACGACUCCACGCGGACGGAGGAAGCUCAGGAUGACAACUGGGGGGAGACCACCACGGCCAUCACCGGCACCUCGGAGCACAGCAUCUCGCAGGAGGACAUCGCCCGGAUCAGCAAGGACCUGGAGGACAGCGUGGGGCUGGACUGCAGGCGCUACCUGGGCCUCACCGUGGCCGCGGCGCUCGGACUCCUAGUCUUCCUCACCCCCAUCGCCUUCAUCCUGCUGCCCCCCAUCCUGUGGCGGGACCAGCUGGAGCCCUGCGGCACCAUCUGCGAGGGACUCUUCAUCUCCGUGGCCUUCAAACUCCUCAUCCUGCUCAUCGGGACCUGGGCCCUCUUCUUCCGCAAGCAGAGAGCCGACCUGCCCCGGGUGUUCGUGUUCCGGGCCCUCCUGUUGGUCCUCAUCUUCCUCUUUGUGGUCUCCUAUUGGCUCUUCUACGGGGUCCGCAUUUUGGACUCCCGGGACCGGAAUUACCAGGGCAUCGUGCAAUACGCGGUCUCGCUGGUGGAUGCGCUGCUCUUCAUCCAUUACCUGGCCAUCGUCCUGCUGGAGCUCAGGCAGCUGCAGCCCGUGUUCUCGCUGCAGGUGGUCCGCUCCACCGACGGCGAGUCCCGCUUCUACAGCGCGGGGCACCUCAGUAUCCAGCGAGCAGCACUGGUGGUUCUGGAAAACUACUAUAAGGAUUUCACCAUCUAUAACCCCAACCUCCUAACAGCCUCCAAAUUCCGAGCAGCCAAGCACAUGGCGGGGCUGAAAGUCUACAACGUGGAUGGCCCCAGUAACAACGCCACUGGCCAGUCCCGGGCCAUGAUCGCCGCGGCCGCUCGGCGCAGGGACUCGAGCCACAACGAGCUGUAUUACGAGGAGGCGGAGCACGAGCGGCGGGUGAAGAAGCGGAGAGCGAGGCUGGUGGUGGCGGUGGAGGAGGCCUUCAUCCACAUCCAGCGGCUCCAGGCCGAGGAGCAGCAGAAGGCCCCGGGGGAGGUGAUGGACCCCAGGGAGGCCGCCCAGGCCAUCUUCCCGUCCAUGGCCCGGGCCCUGCAGAAGUACCUGCGCACCACGCGGCAGCAGCACUACCACAGCAUGGAGAGCAUCCUGCAGCACCUGGCCUUCUGCAUCGCCCACAGCAUGACCCCGAAGGCCUUCCUAGAGCGUUACCUCCGCGCCGGCCCCACGCUGCAGUACGACAAGGAGCGCUGGCUGUCCACGCAGUGGAGACUGGUCAGUGACGAGGCCGUGACGAACGGGCUGCGGGACGGGCUCGUCUUCGUCCUGAAGUGCCUGGACUUCGGCCUGGUGGUCACUGUGAAGAAGAUCCCCUUCAUCGCGCUCUCGGAGGAGUUCGUAGACCCCAAGUCGCACAAGUUUGUCCUCCGCCUGCAAUCGGAGACGUCGGUGUAAAAGUCCUGCGUUUGCGGCUUUACUCCAAGAAAAGAGCCGGGAGGGAGAUCCGCGUGCACGGAGGGCCACCUGGUGUGUGUGACGUUCAUUGCCGAGCCUGGCCGGCGCUGGACCAGCGGCCUGACCUGCACUUUAUUUGGAAGGAAGACGAGGUGUUGCCCUGGAAACCCGUGCGGGGGACACCGGACUGGCGGAUGGGACUUCUCAAGAGGCCGUCCCCCGGCGUUCCUGUGGCAGCUGUAACCAAAGCAGAGCGGGCGGCUCUGGGAGCCUCGCCUUACAGCUUCGUCCCCGCCGUCUCGGGCGCCACAUCCUCCACAGCUCCCAGGGGACGCGUCUUUAUCCUGGUUCUGGAAGCCAGACUUGUGUGUGUGUGUGUGUGUGUGUGUGUGUGUGUGUGUGUGUGUGUGUAAAGGUCCAGUUCCACUCCCCCCGCAGCCAGGGGCUGUUCCUUGUUGCCUUAGGUUCUACCGAGAGAGAUCACAACAGAAAAUGUGCACUAAUGAUUCGAUUGGAUCUUUCUUUUCCCAAAGACAAAACCAGGCCGGUCUGUUUCUGAUCCUGUUUCCCUACGGGCCAGAGCAGGUAGCCUUUGCUCAUUCUGUGAUGGGCACCUGUCUUCACCCAUCCGCCCUCGUGCACACGCACACACACACACACACACACACACACACACACACACACCACCCACCCCGGCUGGCAGGUCCAGCCCGGGAAGCCCAACCUUCAGAGCUGCCAGGGACCUGGCCCUGCCCGUGUGCCUCAGGCGCUCCCACGGAUUGUUUGCGUAGGGAAGCGUGGAUUGCCCCCCCCCCCCCCCCGCAGGUAGAUCGCCAGGAGGGCAAGCCAGCUGGAAUGUCCCUUAGAACCCCUCCCCGGCUCCCCACCCACCGGGGAGGACUGACACUGUGACGGACUGGCAGCUUCAGCGUGGAGCCUCUAACGUCCAGGGAGUGCCUGCCAGGGGAGACCAGGCUAUGCCACCGCGGUGACAGCUGACAGCUGCUGCCCAGCCCCUGAUUUCUGACCACCGUCACUGUGCAUCCCACUCCAGCCCUCUGCUGCUCACUCCCGGGAAGGGCUGGUUGGCCCCUGGUGUUGUCCUGGCUUAUAGAGUUUGGUCGAGAGAGAAGGAAAGGUGCCCUGGCUAGUGUGGCUCAGUUGGUUGAGCAUCGUCCCAUGCACCAAGGGGUCUCUGGUUUCAUUCCUGAUCGAGAGAGGCAGGGGGAGGGGAGGGGGGGAGGAUGGGCCGCAGAGUGUAGGGAAAGGGGAGUGGGGGCCAGUCUUAGGGUCCAUGAUCAGCUUCUUAAAUGCAGCUGGUUCCAGGGGCUUUCCCGGCAGAGGCCUGUGCAGGGGCUCGGGGAGAGCCACACGGGUUCUCCGUGCCUCCCUCUGCCUCCUGUAUCCACAGCACACCUUUACCAAGUGCUCCCUCCUGCUCUCCCGGGCACGUAGGGCCCCGUCCGCUCACUUCAGUGUGUUCCCACCCCCGGCCCUGGUUAUGCGUCCGCAGGUGGCACAGGAUUCGUGUGUCAUCCUUUAAAUCAGAGUCGGCUUUGGAUAUUUGUACCUGAAAAAGGAAACGGUGUUCUUGAACGAACAGCCUUCAGGUCGAAAGGAAGACGUGCUGGGAAAGAAGGAAGGGAAGCCAGUCGGCCUGGCAUGGGGCCAAGGUGCGCUGUGUCACCGCACGGUUCCGCUGCUGGAAUCCACCCCCGUAACCAUGGUGCUUCCGUCCUCUUAGUGUUUGCCCGUAGGUCCCUUCAAGCCGGACAUUCCUUCCGGUGAUGCCUUUCUCAGGAAUAUGUUUCAGGAGAUGGUGAAUGUCUAUGACUUUGGCUGCGUGAAGGUUACAACGUCUGAGGCUGCUGCGUCGGGAGCACAGCGGUGGACACGCCCUAAAUGUCCCUGCACAGGGUUCACGGUGACGCUGCUCACCGGCGUCCCCAGGGCCCAGGCUUCCAGCCCGGUCUGCAGUUGCCAGCCCCGGAGGGGUCACGUCGGAUUGGCUGCUUCGGCGCCUGUCCCCCCCGCCGCAGGUGAAGAAAGGUUAAUAUAUUUCCUCUCUACCCGUUUCUCUCUCCCUCAGCCUUGUCAGACCUUCUGAAAUUACUGUUUCUGUUUUAAGUUGAAUACUGAUUUUUUUUACACUGACUUUGUACGAACCCGUUUUUGAAAGAAUACCAAAUAAAAUGCAGGGUCUCUGGACACGGAUUUUGCACAUUCAAACCCUUAAUAGCGGGGACAGUGUCCAUGGCGUUAACACACUGAAGAGCCGCACCCCGCCCUGGACCACAGUGUGUUUUUAUUUCAGUUCCUAGAACCAAUCGGCUGUUCUUCUUUAAAGGGGGUGUUCUGUGCCCUGGGGCUGGUCGCCUAUAGAUACAUCCACGUGAGAGGAGACAGAUUUCCUUUGCCUUAACUGUUUAUAGAUUUUUCUAUAACUUUCAACCGAGGGUAUUACAAUGUGGACGUUAAUUGCUAAAGCGCAGGAGGUAAUGAGCGCCUGCCCGAGACCGCUGUCUCCCUGGCGGUGUCUCAGCCAGUAGAUAACUUUUGUCCUGAAGUGUGUCCUUUCGAAGGUAAUGGCCAUGUUUAAUCGCCCGUGACCUGAAUGUUGAAGUCUGCGUGCUCGGAGGUGGGAGGGAUGGUCAGGUGUGGCCGUUCAUCCGUCCUUUGCAUUAGCAGUUAAGUCGAAGCACAGAAUGCUUUCGCUCAGGUUCAUCAAGCAAGUCCUCGAGAAAGUGCUUGGCCAGCAAGCUGCCCGGCCAUUACCAUCUCCCUUCCUCCCUCUCUCCUCUUCAAAUCUACGGACAGGACAGGUCCCACACAGCGGGUGGUAAGAGGUAGAUGGCCCCUGUGGGUGUGUGCUCAUGUGUGUGUUGUGUGUGUGUGCCUGUGUGUACAUGUGCCUGUGUGUUGUGUAUGUGUGUGUGCCUGUGUGUGUGCCUGUGUGUGUUGUGUGUAUGUGUGUGUGUCGUGUGUGGCUUGUUGCCCGAGCUUGGACCACCUUUUCCAUCGGGAGAACGUGGCUGUGCUGCCGAGUGUAGGAGAGGGAUGAGGUGCCCAUGGAGUCCUCUGUCUUGCAUCUCAGCUUCCCCUCUGAGUGCACGUGUUUAGAUGUGGAUAUGGCUCAGUGGGGAGCCAUGUGCCUUUCAGGUUGGCAGAACGCGGUCACCCUGCCCCUUCCCAUGCCUGCCCCUGGGAGAGAGUGACCCAGCCACUCAGUGAGACCAGCAAAUCAGGCCUGCGGCUGGCUCUUCCCCCCGGGCCCUACUGUGUCAGGCCCUCUCAGCAGCGGCGCACGUCCUGUGUGGCUGGGUGUUUCCAUGCACAUGAGCUUUUCUCAGCGUGUGUGCUAGCACGUAGAUGGCAUGUUUGCAUGUUAGGCACCUGCACAUCUGUGUUGUCUGUGGCAAUGGUAUGUCUCUUCGUAGGUAACUUGUUUGUGUGUUUCUAUGGAUGAGCGUGUGAGGUGCAUGUGCUUCUACACGGGCCGUGUGUUCGAGAGCUUUCCUAAUUGCACCCAUGGUUGGGAGGGUGCUGCAUAGCCAGGGACCCCUCCCUCCCUCCUGUGCCCCUUUCCCUCCGUCACACCAGCUCCUCCCAGGAGUGAGCAGUGUUGGCACUGAGCUGUCUCCUGCAGGGCCCGCCCCCCUGCAGGCCAGUCCAUGGGACCUUGUUCAGGCCCAUCUGACCUGACAGCAGAGAGAAAGGUCAAGUUCUGUGGCAAUUUCUCUUCCACCUCCAUGACCCUGGAAGCCUUACUGUGUGUUUGCCAAUACAGCUGAAAAACUGAGCAUCAUCCAAAAAAGAGCUGGAACCCUGAGGGCAGCACAGGACGUUGGCACAAUAUUUAAACAGUCCUGCCGCAGUGACCCUGCGAUUGUAAUGUGAUGCUGUAUUUCUGGGUAGCAUUUAUGCCUCCUGCAUCUUGUCACAAAAAAUAAAUCACUACUGUGAACGUA